Messenger RNA from Castor canadensis (American beaver), 1102 nucleotides. Lineage: Eukaryota; Metazoa; Chordata; Mammalia; Rodentia; Castoridae. The record is from RefSeq and is a predicted model, not a curated record.
AUUUGUUGCGGCACAACCAUCAUCAAGAACUGGCAGCUGCAAAAAUGGAGCUAGAGAGAAGCAUGGACGUCAGCAGGAGGCAGAGUAAGGAGCAUAUGUGUAGAAUAACGGAUCUGCAAGAGGAAUUAAGGCACAGAGAACAUCACAUCUCUGACUUGGAUAAGGAAGUACAGCACCUUCGUGAGAACAUAAGUGCCCUAACCAAAGAACUGGAAUUCAAGGGGAAAGAAAUUCUCAGAAUACGAAGUGAAUCGAACCAGCAGAUGAGGUUGCAUGAACAAGAUUUAAACAAGAGACUUGAAAAAGAGCUGGAUGUCAUGACAGCAGACCACCUCAGAGAGAAAAAUAUCAUGCGAGCAGAUUUUAAUAAGACUAAUGAGCUACUCAAGGAAAUAAAUGCAGCUUUACAAGUGUCACUAGAAGAGAUGGAAGAAAAAUAUCUCAUGAGAGAAUCAAAACCAGAAGAUAUACAGAUGAUUACAGAAUUAAAAGCCAUGCUUACAGAAAGAGACCAGGUCAUAAAGAAACUAAUUGAGGAUAAUAAAUUUUAUCAGCUGGAAUUAGUCAAUCGAGAAACUAACUUCAACAAAGUGUUUAACACAAGCCCUGCUGUUGGUGUUAUUAAUCCAUUGGCUAAGCAAAAGAAGAAGAAUGAUAAAUCACCUACAAACAGGUUUGUGAGUGUUCCCAAUCUAAGUGCUCUGGAAUCCAGUGGAGUGGGCAAUGGACAUCCUAACCGCCUGGACCCCAUUCCUAACUCUCCAGUCCACGAUAUUGAGUUCAGCAGCAGCAAACCACUUCCACAGCCAGUGCCACCCAAAGAGCCCAAGACAUUUUUGAGUCCUCCUCAGAGUGAAGCUUUCCCCGUGGCUUCUUCAGAUCCCCAGCGCCAGGAGUGGUUCGCCCGGUACUUCACAUUCUGAAAGAAUUGUGUUGGCACAGCUCUGUGUGGACUGUUAUUAGGAGCAUGACUAUACAGAUUUUUAAGUGAACAGGCUUUCCUAUGUAAAACACUGUGAAUGAGAAAGUAUUUGUCUCUCUGAUUUGAAAAUAUGCUGUAUUUCCUGUGGUAUAUAUUGGAAUCACUCUAUAAGGUACUCUA